Messenger RNA from Labrus bergylta (ballan wrasse), 4636 nucleotides. Lineage: Eukaryota; Metazoa; Chordata; Actinopteri; Labriformes; Labridae. The record is from RefSeq and is a predicted model, not a curated record.
CUCCUUUUCCACUGGCUCAAUAAAGUUUUGGUUUUUUUCGCCGGUUCACUUCGUUUUUUCGAGGAAACGGCAUUUUCAUCUCGGUGCUGAAGAUGUGGAAGAACCAGUGCGGACCGAGCAUGAGCAACACGCAUCGUCUCAAAGUGAGAGACAAGAGCAAAAAGAGCGCGUUGUUGUAAGAAAGAAAAAAAAAAAGAUGUAUUUAUGGCGCCUCUCAGUCGCCAUAACACUCGGCUUGGUGUGGUAUUUUUCAGACUGUGGCCGCGCGGUAACACAGUACUGUCUGUGCGUCGUCUUUUGUUUGACUACACCGGUGUUAUUCGGGAACGGUGGGCGAGAGAGCAGCACUCAAACUGAUGAAGAGGCAAACGAAAACACGCCGCAGGAAACAGUCAAAGAAGAGUUGUUUUCAGAUUUGACUGAUGGAGAAAGCAGCGAGCAGCAGGGCGAACAAACAGAGUCCAAGUAUCCAAAUGUUAAGAGGUCUCUACAGCAAGUGUUUGAGUGUGCCUACGCUCAGCUGGUCCUGCCUUGGUACAGCGUUCCUGAGCCGCUGGAGCGCCAGCCUCUGCACCAGGUGCUCAGCAGGGAAGUCGACUUUGUAAUCGACCGGAUCAUUGAGCGAGCCAAAGACUUUGAUGUUUGCCAGGCUGUGGUGGGCUCCAUUCGGAUUCUGACCCAGCACUUGCAUAAUGCCAAGCAGUCUGAUAGACAGCUCUUGUUCAUGUCCAGCUCAGACGAGAUCGCAGUCCUCAGAGAGUUUUCUGACGCUCUGGUACGUAACCUUUUCCCCAAAUCUCUCUGGAGCCAAGAAGUCAACCGCUGUGCCUUAAAUGAGAUCGUUGCAAUAAAGGGGUUGGGUCUGUUGGUGACAUGGCUGUCUGAUCCCGACAACCUGAACCAGCUGGUGGUGAGCCAGCUUGACAGCGUGACUCCCAAAGGCUCUGAUGAGGAGCUGUGUGGAUCAGACCCUGAUCUGACCUCUUCGGCUUCACAGGAGGGUGAAGCAGAGGGCAGUGAAGUGAGCUUGCAGGGAGCUGGGUUGUCAACCAGCAUCGAAAUCAAGGCAGAGAAAAAAGGGAACAAGCUGAAAGAAGGAUGGUCAAAGUUUGUGGACAAGGUGAAGUCCAAGAAAGCAAAGAAGAAGAAGAUGAAGAAGAUGGAGCAACAGCUGGUGAUGAGGAUCAUGGCGAACCAAUGUGAGAUGUCCAACGAGGAUGAUGUCAGCAGCAGGGAGGGCUCCGUCAACAGCCAGCAGGACUCUGACAGGGAGGACAGCGAUCUGGAGACCUACCUGACGAGUGUCCAGGAGGACAUGAUGGAAUUCAAGCUGUCGUACGAGAUGUGGCGCGUGGGCCGCUGGGCUGUCAGCAUCCUUCAUGCGGACUGGGAGGCUGAGGAGCUGAACUUCAAGGUUCAUCUGGAGGAAAAAGACAGCCCUGAGAACCUGCAGUGGGACAUUAAGAAGACCUACAUGGAUGUGAUCUACUUCCGCAACAGAUGGCAGGACUCAACCAGCCUGCCCUCCAUCCUCGUGCUGGAGAAGUUGGUUGUAAACGAUGAGAUCAAAGAAGAAGCCCGAGCGUCAGUGGAGCACUUCCUGCAGGAAUUAGUAUCUGAUAAUCUGAUCGGCCACACUCAGCCAGUUUUUCAGUUCCUGUGCCCUCUUGAAAAACUGCUGAAUGAGGAGGAACAUUAUGGAGGCGUGUGGGGCCUGCUCAGCGGCUUGGCUUACUUCCUUACUCCUGGUCAGGAGGAAGAAGAGAACUCGAGCCCUCAGACAGAAGCUCCAAAAGGAAUCACAUCUCAGUCUGUACAUUCAGCAUCCACAGCUCUGCCUUCAGAAAACCUCUCUGGUGUUUCUGCUGGAAAAAGCCCCGAUCCUCCUGCUGCUACAAUCCCAACUAUUGUUAUCUCCCAGUUUGAUCCUUUUCCAGAGCCACCCCGGGAAGCAGAAACAGAAACGGAGCCACAGUCCACAAAUGAAAACUCUCCCCGAGACAAAUCUGAGGACUCCAAUAACCCUUUAACCUCUCACUUUAAAAUGAUUUUCAAAGGACUGGCCCGUUCCAGGUCACAAGAGUCUUUGGUCUCAACAAAAAGCACAGAAGAUGAUGACCCUCGUGAUUCAGACUCUACUCCGCGCUGCAGCCAGAACGUAGUCCUGCAGGGGGAGAGCUCAGAGGCCUCAUCGCGACAUUAUUUCAGUGCAAAGUCAAACAAAAAGGAGAAAAUUUGUUUCAAGAUGUCUGGUGGAGUUAACAAAGCUAAAGGGAAAGAUCAGGGCACUUUGCCAAGAGAGGAAGACCCGCAGUGUCAGAAGAGCCAACAAACUGGGAGCAGCUGGAGGCGACCAAAGCCAUAUUUGAUCUGAUGAAAGAAAUCUCUGGUUUGUUGCGCAUUCACACUCAAGCAGGGAUUAUUUACAGCAUUCAGAACCUCAGUAUCAUACCAGUGGUUUUGGAUAUCUGUUGUACAUUACUGCCAACGUUUUUAAAGCACACUGCGAGAUUGAUUCAUGAUGCGUAGAACAAAUUCAGCCUGAAGAGGAUUGAAAACUUUCCUCACAAAGCUUAACCUUUACAGUGAAAACUUGUGGCUGCUUUAUUAAUCAUAUCGCAGCGGUAUGUCAAAUCUUUUUCAAUUAUGGACUCUUUUAACAAGUCAUACAAACUGCAGGCUGAUCAGUAAACAUGAAACCUGAAGAUUGACAAUAAUGUGGAGGAAAACACAGUUGUAAAGUACAUUUGUGCACAUUAGAUUGUCACAUGCUCAUACAGGUGUGCAGUGAAAUGUAAACAUUAAGGUUUGUUUAUAUGGCCUUAACAUGUACGUAGGAAAUACCAAGACAAAGGUAAUUGAACAUGUUUGGCUUAGUAAACACAUUCAAGAAGCUUCAUCAGGAAAAAGUAUUACUAAGUUAUUGGGUUUAACCCAGGGGCUCAAUGAAAUUUAUAAAAAGAGGAAUUAAAAAUCCAAACGGCUGGUAAGAAUUUUAAUGGAGGUCAUUUUAAAGCUCCAUUUACCAAUGUUUUUUAACACUUGAUUUAAAUGUCUCUAAUGAUGCCAAAUAGCCGAGUCAAGUCAGAUUUAAGUCAAUUUAUUCAUCCGGAAAACAAAUUUGCCUCGGAGGAGAGAAGAAAGAUUGUUUACAAUUGAUGCAGUAGAAAACAUCCAUUCCCAUUAGAGGGUGUGCAGUGACCCUGACCUCUUCCUUUGCUUUUGCAUUCUGUUGUGUUUUUGAGAUUUUCGCUUGUUAACCUUUGGGCUGAGGGUGUGUUUCCUCCAGCAGAUAACAGCGUGCCGGGUGUGAGGAGGGGAAUUUAUAAAAGCGUGGGGGUCAAUGUGCCACCUUUAUAAGCAUGCGUCGAAGAUGAGACAACUCCACAUGUUGUGGUUACAAACUUCAACAGACAAAUCCUAUUUGUUCUGAAUUUCAAACAGAUCUAACACGUUGCUGGUUAACAUUUAGCAUGAACCUACCAAUGUUCUCACAAGUUGGUGUUUUUCUUUUCUGUUUUUCUUUCAGUCUAUUUUUGGUUGUAUUAAAUAUUUUCUUAUGUUUUUGUGCACCUUAGUGCCUCCUGUUUGUAACCAUGCAGAACAGUUAAUUUGCUCCUCAACGAGAGUGCUAAUCAUCUCGUCUGUCUUAACAGGCAACUCCAUCCUCAUAAACAUAUUUGACGCCAUUUUGAAACCCGUUAUGCCCAUCUUGAAAAAGAAAGUGAACUCUUUCCUGAACAAGAUGAACCCAACAGAGCAGCAGAUGGCCUCGUACAUUGACACUCUGCGUGACAAACAGUGGCCAGACUGUCAGCCAACAACGCCCUCUCCUCCCCGCACCGAGGACGAGAAGAACGAGACCAGAGAAAGAGCCCAUAACCUCUUCAACGCCAGAUAUUCAAACUAUCUCGUCCUGAAGAAAACGGACAUGGAGUCAGUUUUUAAUCUCUUCCAGGAGUGUGAAGAAAACAAAACACUUGUUUUUAUGCUCUUGUCGUUCCUGUUGAGGGAAUUUUUCCCAAACGAGCAUUCCCUAAAUGUGAGCGCUGUGGCCCUACAGAAAAUAACCAACCCAACCAGCUGACCUGUGAAUCCAUGAUCGUGUUUUUAAUGGUACUUUUUACUGACAUUUUAGAAUAUUCAAUUAUUUAUGAAAAAUCUUAAAUCGCCUUAAAAUAUUUGUGACAAUUAUUGUAUCAAUGUCACACAUACAUUUCUGGGAUUUUUACCUUCAGCAUACUGUGAACAUUGUUUUUUUUAAAUUGUAUUUUAGAGUUCAACUGAAUCUGUAAGUGAUGAACCCUGACUCAUCUGUGUGAAAUGAGAAAAAUCUUUUGAGUGCCAGUUUUUGUGUUAUUAUUAAACCCAAAUUUGAAUGUCACCCUUCACAUUUUAGGGUAAACAAAUGUAAAUUCUCUUAAACAUUUGGUGUCACUUUGAGCACUUCUGUAUUGUGAGUGGUUUGUAAAUUGUUUAAUAAUGCCUGAAGUUUUGUAUCAUUGAAUAUCUCACAAUGACUUAUCUUUUUAAACUGAUGGUACAACGUUCAAAAGAAAGUUGAAAUGGUGUUCAUGUAACUAACGUGUUUUUAUUUAUCGGUAUAAAAUAUUUUAAUAAACUUUUCUGUAAAUAA